AUGGUAAAAGGAAGCGUUGCUGACGAGAACGGCAUACCCUACAAUUACCUGAUAGUGAUAGACGCCGGGUCAAAAGGGUCGCGUGCAUACGUGUACUACUGGCUCUCCUCGCAGUAUCUGCUGGCCAACAAUAUUUUGCGCGUGCCAGACGAUCAUGUUCAGCUGCUAAAAAGAGUCGAGCUCAAUCCGUCCGAUCUUCCCCAGAUCCAGACAGGCAACAAAUGGCACAAAAAGAUCCAUCCAGGCAUCAGCGAGUUCCACGAGAACUCUGCACACAUAGGGCCGAAAUAUCUAAAUUACCUGCUCAAGAAGGUGUACGACAUCAUCCCCAUCGAGCAGCAUUAUCGAACACCGAUCUUUCUUCAUGCUACGGCCGGCAUGCGUCUUCUAAAACCCAAUGAGCAGCAGGAAAUCCUGGACAAUGUGUGUUCGUAUCUGCAGCGAGAAACCAAUUUCUACAUCCCGGACUGCCCAAGCCAUGUAAAUAUCAUUGACGGCGACGUCGAGGGACUUUUCGGGUGGAUCGCCCUCAAUUAUCUGACCGGCACCCUGGCCGCCAAUAGGAGCUCUGCAGGCCUACUGGACAUGGGCGGGGCCUCCACACAAAUCUCGUUUGAGCCUAACGAGGAAGAGACGAAAGAGCACUACAAUCAGCUAAUUAAUUUAAAACUGGCCACGAUGGGCCAGGAGGUCGCGAACCUGAGAUAUGACGUCUAUUCGGACUCGUUUCUUGGAUACGGGCUGUCGCAAAUGCGGCUAAAGUACUUGCGUGGCCUUGAACGCAAGUGGGAGGACGGAAAGGAGUACGUGGAAGACCCCUGUCUUGCUGCCAAAAGACACCGGACCGUGGAACUUGACGGCAUGGAAAUCGAGGUCAGGGGAACAGGAAACUACGAACAAUGCAACGAGAACGUUUACCAACUAAUAGCCAACAAAUGUGGCGACAAACAGGAGGUAUCCACCUGUCUGCUGAGCAACACGAACCCGGACUUUAAUUUAAAUUCUGAUAAUUUUUAUGGAGUCUCCGGAUACUGGGAUACUGUGUCCAAGCUGCUUAGCUACAGCGACAAAGAAGAGGACUAUGGAAAGAUUUACGCAUACGACAAAAUGGUGCAGGAAACAGAGAAAGUGUGUUCACUGAACUGGAACCAGCUAAAGGAUUAUAAGGACCUCAGAAAAUCAGAGCUUGAAGAGUUGUGUUUCAAAAGCACGUACCUGAUGAACCUCCUCCACAACGGGUUUGGUCUGAACCGCACACGAUCGCAUUUCACCGUCAACGACAACGUCAACGGGUCAGCGUUUACGUGGACACUGGGGCGGGCCGUGCUUUACGCUAGCGAUGAGAGCCUGAUUGAGGUGCAAAAUUAUGUUCAUAAUUACGUGGACGACGGCAAACGCGACAAGGUGGGGUACUCGCGCAACUCGGCUCCCGGAGUGUUUGUUCGCGGCUCGGAAGUGGACGGCGUGCCUCCGCGUCCUGUCUUCGAAAUAUUCGAAUCAUACGAAGAGCCAGGGUUUCUCCGAGACCUCAAGGAAGGAGAAGAUUACGAAAACGACGACGUUGUUGAGGAGAUUGACCACAAAUCGAUACUCAAGGCGCACUCGUGGACAGUCGCGUUGGUCGUUUUGGUUGGCGUGAUUUUCAUCAUUGCGAACAAAUCACGUGUGCUCCGUCUGCUUAACGAGAUCGUGCUUUUUGCUGCGUCGUUGGUGAGAAAAUAUAUACAUGGCCGCGCGGGCGCCAUCCACUGGCCAUAUGUGACGCAGGGAAGGUACAAGCGAGCACGGUCGAUGGACCUGGGUGCUAGUGAGGUGGAACUCAGCGAGAUGGAUAUUGCAGAGCCAGAAGACUCCGAGUUCGAUCUGGGCGUGGAGGACGACGAUGUUUUGAGCGGAUACGAGGACUUUGAUUUUUCGGAAGACAGCGAUGACGGCAUAGAGCGCGCCGUCUAG
Messenger RNA from Ogataea angusta, 1953 nucleotides. RefSeq lists its product as uncharacterized. NCBI's taxonomy places the organism in Eukaryota, Fungi, Ascomycota, Pichiomycetes, Pichiales, Pichiaceae. The record is from RefSeq and is a predicted model, not a curated record. The transcript has a single exon. Gene Ontology annotation, molecular function: nucleoside diphosphate phosphatase activity. Gene Ontology annotation, cellular component: membrane. The coding region runs from base 1 to 1953 and encodes 650 amino acids. Gene Ontology annotation, biological process: nucleoside diphosphate catabolic process.